Molecule: messenger RNA, 1250 nt
Organism: Lutra lutra (Eurasian river otter)
Lineage: Eukaryota; Metazoa; Chordata; Mammalia; Carnivora; Mustelidae
Product: paired immunoglobulin-like type 2 receptor alpha
Exons: 4
Coding region: 157-816 (219 amino acids)
Molecular function (GO): MHC class I protein binding
Source: RefSeq, a predicted model, not a curated record
GUUUGGGGAAGGCUCUCACCCUCCCUGCUCUUCUGAAGGGGCUUGAUCCACGCUCUGUGGGUGUCUCCUGCCUCUCCAAGGAGGAACCUCCUAGGGCCUCCCAUCUGGCCUUGACAGAGCUGCUGUCGUCUCCUCCCUGGGGAGGAGAGUGAGGCAAUGGGUCUCUUUCUGCUGCUGUCUCUGCUGCUGCUGCCGUCUCGUCUGCAGGCCGGUAGCUCAGCAGAAUGUGAUCCAAGUACUAACUAUGGAAUCAACCAAACCGACCGCCUCUCAGCCCCUAAGGGUGCCUCCGUCCGUAUCCAUUUCUCCUUCUAUCAUGACUGGGAGUUAGCCACGGAUCCCAGAGUGAGUGUAGCCUUGAGACGGACACACUUCCAUGGGGAGGUCAUCUACAACAGUACUUGGCGUGUCAUCCAUCGGGACUACAAGAACCGGAUGUCCCUUGAAUUGUCAGUGGGCCAGAGGUCUGGCUCCCUGAAGAUAUCGAACCUGCAGGAGAAGGAUGGGAAUGUGUACUUUUGCCGGAUCCAAGUGGAAACAUUAAGAUGCGGCAAGAAGGUAUGGCAGAACCUCGAGGGGACCAAACUCACCAUCACCCCCGUUCUCAGGACAACCACCGCUGCCCCCACCACCCAUGGCCCCUCCGCCACUGGCCCCACCACCACUGGCCUCAGUGUCUUGGAAGGCAAUAGGAGCUCAGCAUCUUCACCCAUGAGUGUGGAACCUGUGGUCAUAGUGACACUGGCCAACACUGUGCUCAAAACUGCAAUUUUGGGACUGAUACUCUACCUCAGGUGGAAGAGAAGCAAAGGAUGAAGCCCAGGAUGGCAGCCCCACCCUCUAUGACUCCCCCACCCUCCCCAGCUCCUCGCCACCAGCAGCACCUCCCUGCCUCCCUCCCAAGGAGGCCCCCAGGAGGAGACAGCUAUAUUCUACCAGAAAGGCCUGACGAGUGGGACUGGAGGAUGACUUCCUUAGACUGAGCUGCCCAGCGGGUCACAGCCUCUGAUAAGGACCCCGGCCAGAUAGGAAGACUCAGAAGCCAGUGGGUGUGGAAGGCCUCCAAGGACCACAGACAGAGCCAUCUGCUCCAACCCCCUCUCCACCUUCCCAGCCCUUGCCCACAAGAGUCUGAUAGAAUUUGCCCAAAGGCAUCUAAGGAGAAAACUGAUGGCACCUUCCAUUUCUGUCUUCUCCUCCUCACCAAGAAUGAAUUAUAAUAAAGGGUCACACCCGAGAUCCCUCCCCCA